CGACACUUUGAACUGUGGUGGUUUUAUAAAUAGAGGACAUGGCCCCAACCCAAGAACACCAAACCACAUACAUCUAGUAUAGAUCCAUCUCUCUCUCUCUCAGAAACCAAGUUGGAGAGAAGCAAUGAAGGUUUCUUACAAGACACCAUUGGUGUUCACUUGUGCAUUCCUUCUUCUUCUUCUACUUCUUCUUGGUCAAGAAACUACAAUGGUUGAUGCUCAGACUCAGAUAUGCAACCCUCUUCAGCUAAGCCCUUGUCUGGACACAAUCACCAAAGGAUCUAACCCGUCUAAACAAUGUUGCAGCGCUGUCGUUAAGCAGAAGCCUUGCCUUUGUCAAUACAUGAAGACCCCUGCCUUCAAAUCUUACCUCUCCUCUCCAAAUGCCAAGAAGGUUUCCACCCAAUGCAAAGUUCCUUUCCCCAAAUGCUGAUCCUCUCUUCUCUCUCUCUCUCCCCACCUGUUGGUGCUAUGUUUCAUUUUUGCAGUGUUUGCUUGUGUCACGAGAAACCAUAUGUUCCUCUUUCUUUGCUGAUUUCCAUUGUGCUUUUAAUAAAUUGAUCCAUCAGGCAUGAUGGGUUUCUUUUCUU
This is a messenger RNA of Tarenaya hassleriana, 590 nucleotides long. Its product is annotated as non-specific lipid-transfer protein 2. NCBI's taxonomy places the organism in Eukaryota, Viridiplantae, Streptophyta, Magnoliopsida, Brassicales, Cleomaceae. Gene Ontology annotation, biological process: lipid transport. Bases 125 to 433 code for a protein of 102 amino acids. The record is from RefSeq and is a predicted model, not a curated record. The transcript has a single exon.